AUGGAGGUGAGAGAGUCCUGGAAAAGGGGAUUCAAAUGGGACAUACAGGAGGCAAUAGUUCCCAAAGGAAGGGGUAGAGCAAGAGGAGGUAUACUGAUCGGAGUUAAAGAAGGAAUAGAAGUAGGAAAAAAGGGGAAAUGGGAUAUAGAAGGGUGGGUGGAAAGAGAGGUCAAACUAGGAGAAGAGUGGUGGUGGGUAGUAGGGGCAUACAUCAAUGAAGAUCUAGACAGGAAGAAAAAGCUCAUGAGCAGGUGGAUGGAUGAAGCAUGGGAUAGACGAAUACUAAUCGGAGGGGAUGUUAAUGCCAGAACUGGAACAGACGGAGGAAUUAAAGUCGGAAAAGGACAUGAAGAAUGUAGUAUAAGAAAAUCGAAAGACAAAGUAAUCAAUAAGGAGGGAAAGGAGCUAUGUAGAUUCAUAGAGGAAAGAGGAUGGGCAAUUUUAAAUGGAUGUAUUGAAGGAGACGAAGAAGGAGAAUGGACUUUCGUAGGGGAAAGAGGCUGUUCUGUAAUAGAUGUGGUGAUGAGUGAUGAGAGAAACCGUGAUAAGAUAUUAGAAUUAAAAGUAGAAGAUAGAACAGAGUCCGACCACCUCCCGGUUUCGGUGAAGGUAAUAGCUAAAGGGAGUAGAGAAGAAAAGAAAGACAGGGAGACAAGGCAGGGGACAGGUAGAGGAUUAUGGACCAAAGAAGGAAUAGAAAACUUUCAAGAAGGUCUAAAAGACGAAGAGACAAGUAAAGGGAGUGUUGAAGAAGAAUGGGAAAGCCUAAAAGGGAAAAUCAAAAAAGCAAUCAAGAAGUCACUGAAAAAAGGGACUAGAGUAAGAGGAAACUCGGGUUGGUGGGACGAGGAAUGCAGAAUAGAAAAAUCUAAACUAGGAAAAGCUCUAAGGAAAUUUAAGGGUGGGAAAAUGAUAAGAGAAGAUUACAUUAAGGAGAAGAAGCAAUACAGAAAAGUUUGCGAAAGAAAGAAAGAACAGGAAAAGCAAAUGUGGGAGGACCAGGUCAAAAACGCAAGAACAGAAGAGCAGAUUUGGAAGAUCGUAAACGAAGGGAGGAAGAAGAGAGACGGGAUUAAUAAAGAUAUAAAGAUGGAAACAUGGGAUGUGCACUUCAAAGAGACCUUUGGGGGAGUAGAAGAGAGGAGAAGCUGGGAAGGGGUGAUGGAGGAAGAAAUGGAGGAGGAAGAAGAGCUAGGAGACAUUGAACUAGAGGAAGUUAGAGAAGUGGUAAAAAAAUUAAAAGAUCACAAGGCAAUGGGGGGAGAUGGAAUUCCAAACGAAGUCUGGAAAUAUGGAGGAGAAACGAUUGAGGCUGAAUUAUGGAGUAUAUGCCAAAAGGUAUGGAGGAGGGAGGGAUGGCCGAAAGAGUGGAAUGACGGAAUAGUAGUUCCAAUUAAGAAAAAGGGGUUGGGAAAGGAGGCAAGUGACUACAGAGGCAUUACAAUCACACAGACUGCCUACAAGGUGUAUGUGGAUAUUCUCGAGAAAAGGUUGAGAGAGGAGGUGGAAGGAAAAGGGAGGUUGCCGAUAUCACAGGCGGGAUUCAGAAAGAAAAGAGGGACAAUAGACAAUAUCUAUGCCCUGAACUACUUGAUCAACCGUGAAAUACAUAAGGAAAAAGGGAAAUUGGUGGUUCUGUUUGUGGACUUCAAGGCUGCCUUUGACUCAGUGGACAGGACGGAAUUGGUAGAAGGAAUGAAAAAGAGAGGUGUAAAUAUAGGCUUAGUGAAGAGAUGCGAGGAAGUUCUGAAGGAAACGAACGGCAGGGUGAGGGUGGGGAAAGAUCUAGGGGAGAAGUUUUGGACAGUAAAGGGAGUCAGGCAGGGAUGCCCUCUGAGCCCGCUGCUGUUCAUUCUUUUUCUAGCAGAUCUAGAUGAAGAAUUAAAGAAAGGAAGAUGGGGAGGUGUGGAACUUUCAGGGGGAGAAAAAAUAUAUUCCUUAGCAUAUGCUGACGAUAUAGCUCUUCUAGCAAAAAAUGAGGAUGAGAUGAAGGGGCUAAUGAGAACUUUAGAAAGAUACGUUGAAAGGAAAAAGCUGGAGGUUAACGUGGCAAAAACGAAAGUGAUGAGGUGUAGAAAAGGAGGGGGCAGAAAAAGGAAAGUGUUCUGGAACUGGGGAGGGAAGGAGGUAGAAGAAGUUGAUAGGUACACAUAUCUUGGAUACGUGCUCAGAGCUAAUGGUGAACAGGAUUUACAUAUACGGGAGAGAGUAGCCAAGGGAGCAAGAAUGUUAGGACAGGUAUGGGGGCAGGGAAAAAGGAAGUUCGGAAAGGACUGGACAAAGAGAGUUUGGCUGUUUGACAAACUAGUAUGGUCGGUUCUUUGCUACGGAGUAGAGAUAUGGGGGUGGAAAGCUAGAGAAGAGGUAGAAAAGCUUCACGACAGGUAUCUGAGAUGGGUGAUGGGAGUCUCCAGGAGUGUAGCCGGGUAUUUGGUCAGAGAGGAGCUUCAGAGAGAUAGGCUGGAAGGAAAAGCAGGGAUCAGGGCGUGGAGCUUCGAAAAAAGAGCUGUAGAGGGAGGAGGAGGGGAAAUAGUAAGAAGAUGCAGAUUGGAAAUGAUAAAGAGAAUCAAAGCGGGUAGAGGGCUUUGCGGAUGGGAAGCGGAGAGAAAAGAGUACUUCGAGUAUUUAAUAACUAAUACGCUAAUACUAAUAUGUUAA
Cotesia glomerata is the source of this 2658-nucleotide messenger RNA. RefSeq lists its product as uncharacterized. Lineage: Eukaryota; Metazoa; Arthropoda; Insecta; Hymenoptera; Braconidae. The transcript has a single exon. Bases 1 to 2658 code for a protein of 885 amino acids. The record is from RefSeq and is a predicted model, not a curated record.